Messenger RNA from Chilo suppressalis (striped riceborer), 2337 nucleotides. The record is from the annotation of a GenBank genome assembly. Lineage: Eukaryota; Metazoa; Arthropoda; Insecta; Lepidoptera; Crambidae.
AUUCAUUUUGAUAAUUAAUUCUUAAAUUAUGUCUAUAUUUAAUAUUCUUCGUGCUGCAAAGGUAUUUAAAACUAGCGGUAAAAUAUUCACACAAAUUGAGGGUUAUUCAUCUUAUGUCAAAUAUGCUGAACACAAGUCAUUGGAAAAGAUCAGAAAUAUUGGUAUCUCUGCUCAUAUUGACUCAGGUAAAACAACAUUGACAGAACGAAUACUCUAUUAUACUGGAAGAAUUGAUGCUAUGCAUGAGGUUAAAGGAAAAGACAAUGUCGGUGCAGUUAUGGACUCAAUGGAGCUUGAACGUCAAAGAGGCAUUACAAUACAGUCAGCUGCAACAUACACAAUAUGGAAGGAACACAACAUCAACAUUAUUGACACACCAGGCCAUGUGGAUUUCACAGUAGAAGUUGAAAGGGCAUUGAGAGUUUUAGAUGGAGCUAUUUUGGUUUUGUGCGCAGUGGGGGGUGUCCAGAGUCAGACCCUGACUGUCAAUAGACAAAUGAAACGAUAUAAUGUGCCAUGCUUAGCAUUUAUCAAUAAACUCGACAGACUUGCAGCAAACCCUGAGAGAGUUCUUAAACAAAUGCGCUCAAAAUUGAAUCACAAUGCAGCAUUCAUCCAUUUACCUAUUGGUUUGGAGAAGGAUUGUGAAGGCAUAUUAGAUCUCAUUGAAGAGAGAGCCAUAUAUUUUGAUGGUGAAUAUGGCCAGACUAUGCGUUAUGAUGAGAUUCCACAAGAUCGGAGAACGGAAGUUAAGGAAAGAAAACAUGAGCUUAUUGAACACCUGUCUAAUGUGGAUGAAAAAUUAGGAGAAUUGUUUCUCGAAGAGAAAACUCCUACAGUUAGUGACAUAAAACAGGCAGUACGGCGCACUGUAAUAAAGCGGUCCUUCACUCCUGUACUCUUGGGUACUGCUUUAAAAAACAAAGGCGUGCAGCCCCUAUUGGACGCCGUUUUAGACUACCUACCGAACCCUGGCGAGGUGGAAAAUAUCGCCAUUUUGAAUGAAAAGAAAGAUGGUGGUGGGGAGACCAUAGUUUUAGAUCCGGCGAGAGAUGGCACGAAACCAUUUGUUGGUUUGGCAUUCAAGUUAGAAGUUAGCAAGUUUGGACAGCUCACUUAUUUGCGGUGCUAUCAGGGGAUUCUGAGGAGGGGUGAAUUAAUUUACAAUGCCAGAACAGGCAGAAAGGUGAAAAUCUCUCGUUUGGUCAGAAUGCACUCCAACAACAUGGAAGAAGUGAGUGAGGUGUACGCCGGCGACAUAUUCGCCUUGUUCGGCGUAGACUGCGCCUCCGGCGACACGUUUGUAAACGAUAACAAGCUGCAGUUGUCAUUGGAAUCUAUACACGUCCCCGAUCCUGUGGUUUCUAUGUCUAUAAAGCCGAAGAACAAUAAGGACAGGGAUAAUUUCUCAAAAGCUGUUGCUAGGUUUACCAAAGAAGAUCCAACAUUCCAAUUCCGUUACGAUCCAGAUAACAAGGAGACCCUUGUGUCUGGUAUGGGAGAAUUGCAUUUAGAGAUAUAUGCGCAGAGGAUGGAAAGAGAAUACAAUUGCCCCGUCGAACUGGGCAAGCCAAAAGUUGCUUUUAGGGAAACCCUUAUGUCGGCGUGUGAUUUCGAUUAUCUUCAUAAGAAACAGUCUGGCGGCGCCGGUCAAUACGCUCGAGUGUCUGGAAUAAUAGAGCCUCUGCCACCACAACAAAACACAGUGUUAGAAUUCUCCGACGAAACGAUUGGAACAAAUGUGCCCAAACAAUUUAUUCCGGGCGUAGAACGAGGCUUCCUAGAUUCCUGUCAGAAAGGAUUUCUAUCCGGUCACAAAGUAUCCGGCAUUAAAUUCCGUUUACAUGAUGGCGCUCACCAUAUUGUGGACUCUAGUGAACUGGCAUUCUUCCUGGCUGCGAAAGGAGCUGUUAAAGACGUAUUCGAAGAGGGGGCCUGGCAGAUCCUCGAGCCUAUAAUGUACGUGGAAGUGGUUCUGCCGGACGAGUUUCACGGUGCGAUAAUUGGUCAACUGAACAAACGCGGUGGAAUCGUCACGGGAACUGAGGGAGCGGAAGGUUGGACCACUAUAUACGCUGAAGUGCCGCUGAAUAACAUGUUCGGAUAUGCCGGGGAACUCAGAUCGAUGACACAAGGCAAAGGCGAAUUCAGCAUGGAAUAUAGCAGAUACUCACCGUGCCUUCCAGACGUUCAAGAACAGCUAAUUCGGAAGUACCAAGAGGAAAUGGGCUUAUUACCCGACCAAAAGAAAAAGAAGAACUAACGUUAGCAAACAUUUAGAUCUAUUGUUGUUAUUAUAAUUAUUAUUUAUAUUUAUUUUAAGAGUACCAAAUAUAA